Cercocebus atys (sooty mangabey) is the source of this 4347-nucleotide messenger RNA. RefSeq names its product GDNF antisense RNA 1 (head to head) (gene GDNF-AS1). The transcript has 6 exons. The record is from RefSeq and is a predicted model, not a curated record. NCBI's taxonomy places the organism in Eukaryota, Metazoa, Chordata, Mammalia, Primates, Cercopithecidae.
UGAUCAUGAAAUAUUUCUCUCUCUGCAUUGGGCAUGUCAGGAGAAAUAGCCUCCCUGAGGUUAUUUGAAAUAAAUCGAUACUCAAAUUACAUCUUAUAAAUUAAAUGGGAUUGAGGGGGGAGCAUUUAAUGAAAAUGGUGAUGGUAUUGAGAACAGUGUAAGCAGUUAACACUAAUUUGUUCUUCUGUGUGAUAAGCGUGGCUUCUCCUUUUUCCAGAUGAGGACAUUGAGGAUCAGGGAUGUUGAAAUACUUGCCCAAGGAUGCACAAGUGGAAUGGUAAAGACAGGAUUUGAAUUCUCUUUUUCUCUCUCCCUCCCCCCUCCAACUUUUCUGUUUCAACAAAGAUUUGAAUACUUACUAUGUUCUGGGCACUAUUUUAAGCACCACAUAGCAAAGAAACAAUUUUGGUCCUUUUCAAUCCUGAUAAUCCCCCAUCCCUCCCUUAAAUGUUUUUCCUUCCCCAGGUCCUUCCCUAACUUUUGUGGGGCCCUGCAAGUGUAAAAACGGAGGCUCAUAUACCAUACCUCAAUAUUUAAAAGUGAUAAAUCAAGCUGGCAAAGUGUCAAAUAAAAGAUGCUCCAUCCUCCUGCCUUGAUAAAGACACUUGUGCACAAGGGCUGCUGUGCACUGAAAAUCUGUGGGGUCUUGGAGCACCAUGCAGGAAUGUGGUGGCUCAGAGGGUGUGAACACCUAGCCCAUGGCCUGUGGCCUGUCCCUCAUCUCUUCCCACCCUGGCAGUCCCACAUAAGGGAGCGGUACACAUAUGUGUGUGGACAUCCUAGCCUACACAUCCAAGCUGUGUCCCCACAAACAGCACCCCUUAGCUUAGGGGUGUGUGCACUGGUGGUGUGACCUGCCUUGGAGAGAAAAGGCCUGGAGAAAGCUCUGGAAGUGGAAUUAAGAUCACUUGGGCAGGGGAUUCAGGGUCUCUGGUACCCAAGACAUAGUCCAAAAGAGGAGAUGCAGGCUGCAGGCUCCAGGUGGGUACAUCUCUGUGCCCCUGAACUCUUCACCCCAUAGGAAAGGGCACAACCAGAGGAAUACUAGGGGCCCCCCUUUCCUGGGCCUAAGAAUAACCCUCCCCAUUCUAUUUUCUCUGCCAAAUCCCACUUUCACAUGUGGAUAUUUUUUUGAGAUGUGGCCUUCUGAGGAUUUUUAUAAAGGAAGAUGUGGAAAUCAGACACUCUACUUGUUGAACAGAGAGCAGGUCCAUUGAGGUGGGCAGAUGGUAGGUGUCACCGGAAGUGGAGGAGUGGGACUGUGGAGAGACCUGCUGGGCUCUCUGGGGCUGCAUGGACUUCCCUGCAUUCAGCAGCCCUAGUCUACAGAGGGAGAAGCUAUGCUGUCCCGGCCCUCUGUCUUGAGACCUUGAUGGGUUCAUCCCAAACCUCAGGAAGUGGCUGCAGUUUAGCAGGAUCAGCUCUGCUUGCUGUUCACUUCUCCAGCCAUGAGGACGGCAGCUCUGGAUAGACGUCUAAAGCACACACGAAAGCAGUGCUUCCUUUACUGGGCCAGAUUCUCCUGGGGGAGCAGACAGAAGCCUUCCAACGUGAGCAGUACGUUCUCAUGCCAGUGUGCAUUUGCCUGUCUCCCUUGGGGAAGGCAACUGUUGUCUCCUGGGCACAGGUAGCUACCAAUAGGUGAGCCCCUCAGGAGAUCACUGGUAUAUCUAGGAUGGCAAUUAGCUUCUUUAAUAUGACAGCCUCAUGACAGCUGGCAAGGAGCUGCAAUUGGAAGGAACUGGAAGUCACACCGAAGCUCAUUGAACAAGCAUGCCAUGAGUGCCAUGAGUAAGUAGUUCCAGCUGAUGAGCUUAUCAGCGGGUUGCCAGUGGGGGAACUGCCCAGGGGGAGAUGGAAUGGGAGACAUAGCCAGACCUCAGAAGGAUAUGCAGCUCCUGUGAGGACCUAAGUGGAGCUGAGUCAGCAUGGCCCUGGUGAGCACACAGCAGGCAUUGAUCAGCCACAGACUUCAGUAUUGAGACCUUCUAGGGUGGGAACUAGAUGAACUGGAGGACAGGCCAGGAACCUGCACAUAUGAAUCAUGUGGGCCAAGGACCUUCCUCCCCUUUCCUACCAACAUGAAGCAGACCCUUCCCCCAGGGGUCAUCUUGGAGAAAAAUGGGAAAGCGGAGCGUGGUAGGCGACAAGGUGCUGCAAUACCAAAAUAUCCAGAAGGCAUUUAAAAUUAUUGGACUAGAUGACAUGUAAUUUUCCUUCUUUACUUAGUAAAGUGAAGGACUCUGGAGAAAGAUUUGAUCAAUUAUAGAAAAUAAUGAAGGUACAUUUUCUUUGCGUAACUAAAUAUAGGGUAAGUACAUUUUGCAUUUGCUAAAAUUGUCUUUGCUCUGCCUCUGCACACAUGUGGGCACCCGCGCACACACACAAAUGGCACUUCUAGGAGUUCUUCCUUGCCACCACCUCCUCUCAAGAAUCAAUGCUCACGAAAGCAUUUGUGAGAAAUGUGGAGUUUACUGUGGAGUGUCAAAGGGAAGAUGAUGGAGGUUUCACUGUAACCCCCACAACAAACAGAUUCAUAUUCCGCUUUGAUACUGUGUUCAUCAUUUCCAAUAUGUACGUUUUUCCUAGUUGAGUAUUUGAUAUCUUGGAAACCAGACUCUGUCUUGCUGUGUUGGUGUGUCAUAGUCUAAUUGGCAGCACGUUUCCUUUGGUAACAAUACAUAAGACAAUGGUGUGUCUUAUGUUGGUGACUUCUUAUAUUUGUUAAAAUCUUUUAAGUCUACUGCUUUGCAGUCCUUCCUCAACUGCAAGCAGAGGCUUCCCCACUGAGGAAAGUACAGUCUGGAGUCCGACCAUCACUCGCUAUCUCCACCAUUCACAAGCCAGAGCUGAUUUGCUGAUUUCUGUGGUGUAAAUCCUCCCACCAUGGCAGAUUUCUUUUUGCCAGAGUGACCUCAUGAACAUGGAACUGGAAGGAGAUGAACACAUUUAACUCUCAUGCACUGUACUGGAGUACCUGAGUUUUGGCUGGGCACAGAACUGUCUGGAAUACAGACUACAGUUCCCAGCCUUCUGUGCAGUUCUGUGUGGCCAUGUGACUAAGUUGUUGUCAAUAUGAGUCAUGGAAGAAUAGAAGAACAACUCAGGGGAGGAAGAAGUCAGACAUAGCCAGACAUGGCUGCUAGCAGUUCCACCAAUGAAAGAGGAGACCAGGAUGUUUAAAACAGGCAAACACAAAGUGUGAAAAACUAGAAGCUAAAACUUCUGAGGUCGUUUAAGCAGGGACUAUCAUUAUCCCUGGAAGCGGAGAGAAGUUCAGUCCCUUGCCCAACAUCACACCGCAAGCAUGCGUUGGAGCUGAGAUUCAAACCCAGGCAUUCAGGGUCCAGGGGCGAUGCUCUUAAUAUAUUCCAUAUCUUAGGAGAAUUUCUCCUAUUUAAACAAUAAAAGUGCAAAAAUCUUGUGGUUAGCGAAAAUUUUCAGUUGUUUGGAAAACUUAUUUAUCCAAUAAGUGGAGAACUCACUUGUCCUCCAACAAUUCUGGAUAAAUGAAAGAGCGAAUUGAACUGAGACUGGUAUCCGGGUCUCCCAGUACUUUGUAGUUCCUAUCCAUAGGGCUUGUCAGGAAGGCCACAGGGAGGUAAACUAACUCGAGCAGGUCUGAGUAACCAGAAACAAUCCCACAUCAGACUGUUGGCAGUGGGAGUGGAACACUCAAAGCUGAACCGCGUGCAAGAUGCUUGCAUUUUCAUUUGCAAUGUUGUCAUCUUCCUCAUGGCUCAAGAGGUAUUUUGGAGUUGACAUGAAGGCUACUGUAAUUUUUAGAGGCUUUUUGCUUUCUGGCUUGUAUUUACAUAUUGUGGUAGAAGAGUCAGAAGACUUCAAGCUUCAAAAGUGAAUCUUGUUGCAACUUACGAAAGCAUCACCCUGUGGGGUGCAGCUCUCAGCAUGUGUCACCCCAGGCGCUGUGAUUUCCCUGGCUUCAUCCAACUUUGGUUGCUGUUCUUCAUGCUCAGGAAUUCUGCAAUUGCAAUAGCUUUUGCUGUUGUUAUGUCUGUAGGUAUGGACUAAUUUCUACCAUUCUGGAAUGAAACAUUAUUUCAAGGAAAUCUUCUCAUUGUAAAAGGUCCACACAUUCAGAAGGAAACUGGGAGCACAUUUUCUCAUAGGCCUGAAGCAUUGACUGACUAUGCGUCUUUCCCCUUAGCGUUGUCAUCAUAUUGUAAGUGGAUGAGUCAUGGACAACAUUUUCACACACAUACAUGAGGUCCAUCGACCAGUCCUUAGGACAACUAGAUUUCUUUUCUUUCUUUGUUUUAAAGAAGAAGCCAAGUCAAGAUACAGCAGAUAAAAAUGCUCAGCACAUUUGCUGAAAUCUUAGCAAAA